This is a messenger RNA of Drosophila guanche, 3027 nucleotides long. RefSeq names its product TBC1 domain family member 16 (gene TBC1D16). Gene Ontology annotation, molecular function: GTPase activator activity. The record is from RefSeq and is a predicted model, not a curated record. Gene Ontology annotation, biological process: activation of GTPase activity. The coding region runs from base 422 to 2548 and encodes 708 amino acids. Gene Ontology annotation, cellular component: early endosome. The transcript has 2 exons. NCBI's taxonomy places the organism in Eukaryota, Metazoa, Arthropoda, Insecta, Diptera, Drosophilidae.
AGGUAUCCCCUCGCUCAUUUUUCCUGCGAUGCAAUUCCGAGGAAGAUAUUUUCACUGAAGAAUCCUGCUGCAAUGAUUGCUUAAGUGAAUCCCAGUCCCUAAUAUAUUUCUGACUGGGCACAACUAAUUUUUCAGCGGAAGAAAAUCGUAAGCAUGAAUUCAAAGCUGAAUUGUUGGUGAGCAGAUUAAAAUUUUACGGGAGUACCCUAGUUUUUUUCGCAAGAAAAAAGCUUACUUAUUAGAGUGACCCUUGUCCAAAAAGAUACCGUUUCUACCGUGCACCACAAACAGCCCAUACCCAUAUUAAAAGCUGUUACAAGCUAGAAACACCCAGCACACAGUAACAUUAAAUUAUAAUAAAAACCCUUUCAUUUUAAAAGAAAGAUACUCAUAUGUAAGGAUAAACAAAUUGGAUCUAAAAAUGCCAAUAGGAAGUAUUAUAAAAAAAGCAUCAAGCUUUAUACUGGGUGAAGAAAUAAUUAAUAAAAAAAUCGAUAUUUCUUACGAAGACAACGAAAUUCUGUUCUGCAAGAACAAUGUAUGCAUUCAUCCACCUACAAUCGCUCGUCAUGAAUUUGAUAUAUUGCACAACCCAGGAUAUUUAACAUGCACUACAAAAACAUUUGUGGAUCAGUACAACUGUGCAAAAAGACCUACGCUACUUCUCACGUGGAUCCCAAACUCUUCCCUAUGUAAAUAUACGACAUCGUCGAAGGAAGAUUCCAGUGAUAGUUGUAGUCCUAUGAAAAAGAGGACAGAUUUAAGCAAUAAGCACUGUUUCUUAUCGGUGUCUCAGACGACUAAUGAAAGCGACAUCCGAGAAGAAGAUGAUGACGCGUCGGAAAUGCAAGAAUUAAAAAGUGAACUACAGCCUUUGCUCGGCGGACAAACUGCUUCAAUAGAUGACUUAACAGCGCUGCUAAAAAACAAUCCAAUAACUUCAGUUAAUAUAACUAUUUCGAAUCCGCAGAUCGAAAACACUAAUAUUUCACAAUCCUUCAACUGUAUAACGAUUAGGACAGACGCCGAUAACAGCAGUGACUGCUUCAGCGGAAACAGGGACCAUUUAAACUCUGUUGGCCCGGCAUCGGAGGACAGCAACCCAAAAUGGAUGACCCCAGAACUACUUGCCUUUAAGCACAAUUUGGAGUUCCCAGAAAGUGAAAACUCGAUGCCAGCCGUUCGCCGAACCGCCUCACUAAAGUGUCGACACUUUUCCGUAGACUUAAGUCAAAUGCGAUCACUCCGUCUCUUUUUCAAUGACACCAACUGCACAUCGGGUCAGCUGGUGAUUGCAUCCCGAGAAUCUCAGUACAAGAUACUCCAUUUCCAUUAUGGUGGAUUGGAUCACUUGGCCCAGGUACUUCACCAGUGGCAUUGUUUUUUGCACAACAUCACCUUGGCCACUUGUCCAGAAAAAUUCGAUCUGCCAUACAGGCAUUUUAUGGUCUGUCGUCCUGAAGUCAAGAAAUCGGAAAUGCAUCCCGAUGAGGGCGACGUAAAGAAAAUAACUACAAACUUUUUCUACGGAACAUUGUUAAACGAAAAGGGACAGAUCGAAGACGAUUUGCUUCUACGCAAAUGUGUAUUUUUUGGUGGUCUUGAAAAGAGUUUACGAAAAACGGUUUGGCCAUUUUUAUUAAAGUGUUAUUCCUUUUCGUCAACAUUUGAAGAUCGAGCAGUCCUGAUGGACAUUAAGCGACAGGAGUAUGAUGAAAUCACACGAAAGCGUCUAUAUUCAAUGUCUCCAGAGCAACAAGUACACUUUUGGAAAACCGUACAGUGUGUGGUUGAAAAGGAUGUUGUACGUACAGAUCGAACCAAUCCUUUUUUCUGUGGUGACGAUAACCCCAACACCGAAGUUAUGAAAAACAUUCUGCUCAAUUUCGCUAUUUAUAAUUCUGGAUUGUCCUAUUCUCAGGGUAUGAGUGAUUUACUGGCGCCUGUACUAUGCGAGGUGCAAAAUGAGUCUGAAACAUUUUGGUGUUUCGUUGGAUUAAUGCAACGAGCAUUUUUUGUCUGCACUCCCACAGACAGUGACGUCGACCAUAAUCUUAGUUAUCUGCGAGAACUUAUAAGGCUUAUGCUGCCACGUUUCUAUGAACAUUUGGAACACCAGAACGAUUCUAUGGAGCUCCUAUUUUGUCACCGAUGGCUCUUGCUUUGUUUCAAGCGAGAGUUCACCGAAGCUGUCGUAAUACGCAUGUGGGAAGCCUGUUGGUCGAACUAUUUGACUGACUACUUUCAUCUAUUUCUUUGUUUGGCCAUCAUAGCUGUGUAUGCCGAUGACGUGAUAGCUCAAGGAUUACGCGCGGACGAAAUGCUACUGCACUUCAGUUCGCUGGCCAUGUAUAUGGAUGGACAACUGAUUCUUCGGAAGGCUCGUGGACUACUAUACCAAUACCGUCAAAUACCAAAAGUUCCUUGUACGUUAAGUGGCCUAUGUAAGCGAUGUGGACCUGGUAUGUGGGACUCUGAGCACCGACCUGCACUUGAGUGUGUCGGGCAUAGUGAUGACGAAAAAUGUUCUCUUUCGAUUGACUACUGAUUGUCGAUUCCAUCAAUUUAAAAACUUUAUAUUCAUGUCGAUGCCGUAUUACAUUACAGUUCUACAUUACUGUCAACUCUUUUAAAUAGACAUCGAUACAUUUGUGUUUCGCAGGCACAGCUAUUCAGAUUAACCAAGUUAUUAUUUCUGAGAAAUUUUAUAUUUAUCUCAUGCCGCGCUGCCACCAGAACGUCUAAAACUGUAAAGCUUACAUACAUAUAUUUCUGCCCCUUACAAUUGUAUGCUUUUUCCCCUUACUGUUUUUAUUUUUAACUGGCUUAAAUGCAUUUAGUUGUAAUCCUAAUUUUUUAAGCUUUGACCAAAAAUCAUUUUUCCUUUCAAAUUUCAAGCCGCUAAUAAUUUAUGUAUGACUGUAAAGCAAAUGAAGAUGCAUUCCCGACACGAAAAAUGUAUUUAUUUGCAUACUAUAUUAACAUUAAACCUGAAAUAUAAGCGAUAGACCAAAAAUAAAGUCGUAA